This is a messenger RNA of Triplophysa rosa, 1124 nucleotides long. It is a transcript of the gene dlx5a, whose product is annotated as distal-less homeobox 5a. Gene Ontology annotation, biological process: regulation of transcription by RNA polymerase II; cell differentiation; anatomical structure formation involved in morphogenesis. Gene Ontology annotation, molecular function: DNA-binding transcription factor activity, RNA polymerase II-specific; RNA polymerase II cis-regulatory region sequence-specific DNA binding. The record is from RefSeq and is a predicted model, not a curated record. Lineage: Eukaryota; Metazoa; Chordata; Actinopteri; Cypriniformes; Nemacheilidae. The transcript is spliced from 3 exons. The coding region runs from base 109 to 963 and encodes 284 amino acids.
CAAGAGAGACGCUUGACGCUUGCACACACAAUGUUAGUGUAGAGUCGGGACCCCUAUUGAGUAAAACUGCCUUUUUACGUGAUCUCAGCCAUUGCGCUUUUCCAAACUAUGACUGGAGUAUUCGACAGAAGGAUUCCGAGUAUUAAACCAGCAGAUUUUCAAAACCCUUUUCAGCUCUCUACGAUGCAUCACCCAUCUCAGGAAUCUCCAACCCUACCGGAGUCGACAGCCACGGAUUCUGGCUAUUACAGCCCUGCUGGAGCAGUUCAUCAUGGCUAUUGUUCACCAAAUUCGGGCUCGUAUGGGAAACCUCUUAAUACCUAUCAGUACCAAUACCACGGAGUCAAUGGAUCUUCUGGAAAUUACCCUGCAAAGUCCUACCCUGAUUACGGCUCAUACUCUACAGCAUAUCAUCAAUAUGCGGGAACAUAUAACAGGGUGCAGUCACAACCGAGUCCGCAAGCAGAAAAAGAAACAGCCGAGCCCGAAGUGAGGAUGGUCAACGGAAAACCCAAGAAAGUGCGAAAGCCACGCACGAUCUAUUCAAGUUUUCAGCUCGCUGCUCUGCAGAGGCGGUUUCAGAACACGCAAUACCUCGCGCUUCCAGAGAGAGCCGAGCUCGCUGCGUCCCUAGGACUCACACAGACUCAGGUGAAAAUCUGGUUCCAAAAUAAAAGAUCGAAACUAAAGAAGAUCAUGAAAAACGGCGAGUUGCCACCAGAGCACAGCCCCAGCUCCAGUGACCCGAUGGCGUGUAACUCACCGCAGUCUCCCGCGGUGUGGGACUCACAGGGUCCUCAGAGACCUCACCAUCAGCCGCAAAAUAUUAACACAGUGGCAUCGACGUUUAUGGACAACAACAGUUCUCCGUGGUAUUCUUCCACCGGGGUGAUGAAUUCUCACCUUCAGGCACCCGGCACGUUACAACACUCGUUGGCACUCGGAUCAGGAACGUUGUACUGAACUUUGCAUAUUAUUUUGUUGUAUAUCGGACUGGUGUUAACAAUUUUUGAGGAAUAUGCAAUGUAUUAUUAUGGCAGUCAUAGAAGACCGUGUAAAAUGUGUAAAUGUGUGCAUGUAAUUUAUUGCAUUUGGAAGACUUAUUAAAUGUUUUAAAUGGACAA